CAAGGAUUACUCUCGUCAACAUCACGCCCAAUCAAAGUCAACUUCGCUGCAAAAUGGCAAGCAACGGAAAGCAGUUUGCUGAAAGGUAUGCAGUGGUUACAGGGGCAAACAAGGGGAUAGGCUUUGAGACAGCGAGACAGCUGAGCUCCAAGGGCGUGACUGUGAUCUUAACUGCUAGAGAUGAAAAGAGAGGAAGGGCCGCCACAUCAUUGCUACAUGAUCAGUUAGGUCUCCCCGCCGACCGCGUCGUUUUCCAUCAACUCGACGUAUCGGACCCUCUCAGUGUCGAAGCUCUGGCUGACUUUAUCAAGGAAAAAUUUGGAAGGCUUGAUAUCUUGGUUAACAAUGCUGGAGCCUCUGGAGUUGUAGUUGAUGAGGAUGGCUUGAGGGCCUUAAAUAUAGAUCCUGCGGAUUGGCUUGCAGGGAAAGUGGCCAACUUGGUUCAAGGUGUGAUUAAACAAACAUAUGAAAAGGCAGAAGAGUGCUUGAAUACUAAUUACUAUGGUGUCAAAAGAGUCACAGAAGCUCUUCUUCCUCUCUUGCAGCUUUCCCCCGGAGGAGCAAGGAUAGUCAAUGUCUCCUCUCUCAGGAGUGAGCUAAGAAGAAUUCCAAACGAGGGCAUAAGAAAUGAGCUUGGGAACAUAGAAACUCUAACAGAAGAGAAAGUGGAAGCAAUUUUGAGAAGAUUUCUUCAUGAUCUGAAAGAGAAUGCACUUGAAACCAAUGGAUGGUGUAUGAUGCUGCCAGCUUAUAGCAUUUCCAAGGUCACUCUAAAUGCUUACACCAGAAUUCUGGCCAAGAAAUAUCCAACCAUGUACAUCAACUGUGUGCAUCCUGGCUAUGUCAAUACCGACCUGAAUUGGCAUACAGGCCCAUUAACUGUUGAAGAAGGGGCCAGUGGCCCAGUUAUGGUGGCCCUUUUACCUGAUGGGGGCCCAACAGGUCGCUACUUUGACCAAACCCAGUUGGCAGAGUUUUGACUCUUGAUUUUUCCGCUCAAAAAAAAAAAAAAAAGUGUCCAUCUGAGGAACCUCCUUUCACUAACCCUU
This is a messenger RNA of Morus notabilis, 1049 nucleotides long. Its product is annotated as short-chain dehydrogenase/reductase 2b. The coding region runs from base 54 to 980 and encodes 308 amino acids. The transcript is spliced from 5 exons. Lineage: Eukaryota; Viridiplantae; Streptophyta; Magnoliopsida; Rosales; Moraceae. Gene Ontology annotation, cellular component: membrane. The record is from RefSeq and is a predicted model, not a curated record. Gene Ontology annotation, molecular function: oxidoreductase activity, acting on the CH-OH group of donors, NAD or NADP as acceptor.